AUGUGUUGUGGAAUGUUGAUGUUUUAAUCAAAUAAUAUUUAAUCCUUAUAGACAAUGAAUUCAAAUAAGGAAAGAGAAUCAAUUCAUGUAUUAGAUUAAAUUACACAAUUAAUUGUGUUAAGGAUUAUUGGAUUGAUUUUUUUUGUGUUAUAUGAAAUUUAUACUCCUGACCCAAAGACUAAAAAAUAAAAUUAAGAUUAUAAGAUUCAAUCGAAAGUUUUGUACAAAUUUAUGAACAAUAUCUUAAAAUGUUUUUGUGCAAUAAAUAAAUUUUUAAGAUUACCACUAAUUUAGCAAGUGGAUGAAGCUUUAGAAAAAUUUGAUUAACCAGAAGCAGUAAUAAGGUAAAAUUUUAUCAUUAUUCAUUAUUUUUAGCCUCCCAAAACCAAUACCUGAUGACUUGGAAUAUCCUUUAAAAUAUUUCGAAUAAAUUUAUCGAGUCCUUUAAAAAUAGAUGAAAAAUUUGCUCAUGAUAACUUUUUUUUAAAGGCUAUUGAAAUUUUUCCAAUAAUUUAAUGGAUAGUAAAUUCUUCUCCUUGUUUGA
Messenger RNA from Paramecium primaurelia, 544 nucleotides. NCBI's taxonomy places the organism in Eukaryota, Ciliophora, Oligohymenophorea, Peniculida, Parameciidae. The record is from the annotation of a GenBank genome assembly.